Dentiscutata heterogama is the source of this 561-nucleotide messenger RNA. Lineage: Eukaryota; Fungi; Glomeromycota; Glomeromycetes; Diversisporales; Gigasporaceae. The record is from the annotation of a GenBank genome assembly.
AUGCAAGUCAAAUUUAGUUUAAUCUUUCUUAUAACUUCAUUAGUCGCAACUAUUGCAAUGACUAUUCCCAUGCUUGAAAGAGCAGCCUCCGUCAAUUCAUCAGCUCCAAUCAAAAUCAUUGAUCCAGCAACUCCAUAUAAUACUACUAAUCCAACCGAAAAUGCUCCAGCAAUUCCAACUAGUGAAAAACAGCAAUGGAAGGAUAAAAUUUUAACCGCAAUAAAUGGAUUACAUAAUGUCGGUGAUACUGCAACAAUAGCUACAUAUAAAAAUUUUACCCUCGUUGCUAAAAAACUAGAGUCUGGUUUUACAGUAGUUAUUGAUGAUAGUAUUGAUCAUACUGAUAGUAUAUCUAAUUCUCUUUGUCAGAAAGUAGCAUAUGCGACACUUUAUAUAUCAGGUGCUGCAGUUGUAGGAGGGAUAGUAGCUGCAGGUGGUUCACUAACUAUAUUGGGAGUGACAAUACCAUAUGCGAUCUUGGCAGCCUUUUGGUCCGGAGCUGGUGGGGCUUUCCAAGUCUUUUGUACCAAUAUAGCAAAAUAUAUAUGUGAUCAUUUGUAA